Symbiodinium sp. CCMP2456 is the source of this 1392-nucleotide messenger RNA. NCBI's taxonomy places the organism in Eukaryota, Dinophyceae, Suessiales, Symbiodiniaceae. The record is from the annotation of a GenBank genome assembly.
AUGGUUUUCCAAGUCGCUUAUGGCCUACCCAUUGCAGGAUGCAUGGUCUUCUAUGGCGUCCAGUAUGUUCCGGCAAAGCUCCGGAGCACCUACAAUGGAGCAGUUUUCCAAUGGUUCAUGGCCUCCGGUGCUCUCUUCACCGGGCUUGGCUUGGGUGUCAUCUUGGUCGAUGACGUCCCUGGUGGUACACAAGCUGGGCUCCUGGGGGGCGCUUUGGUGGCCGUGUCCAAUGCAAUCAUUCUGCAUCUGAAGCGGACUCUGGGCCUUUUCACCGGCGUGGUCGUUUACCAGGCCGCCAACCUCAUCACAGGCUAUUGCGUUGGCCGCUUCGGCCUUCUCGGUGCCCCUCUGGACCCAGGAAAGCUUCCCUGGCUUCGAGACAUCGGUGUGGUGCUUCUGCUUAUCUCACUGCAGCUUGUGUCCAUCUCGGCGACCAUCUCCAAGCAACCGGAGCAACGCGUGCGAGCCAUGUCUAUGCUCUCAGACCCGCUCAUUGAGGUGACGGAGGAGGACUUUGCAGGCUGUGAUCCAGACACGAUCUCGUUCGUCAUGUCUGAGUCGAACGCCGAUGACCUCUACUUACGGAUCCACGAGCUAAGGUCCAGGUCCGUCUCACAGCCUGGUUUGAGCCGCGCUGCAAGCGAGCAACUGGGAAGAAGGAGAUCUUCCAUGGGAGCGCGCGCUCGAGCGAUUUUCACCCUGCAGGGGCUGGAGGAAGAAGAGGCAGAGACGAGCGAGACACUCCAGCGAAGGAGGAGUUGGCCGCCGAUGAAAGGCCUGGGAGAGCCGCCCCGCCUGUCUGCGACGAGCCUGGCAUCAGGCAGCUCGGAGUUCGGCGAGGACCUACCCGAGGCUGUUGACACGACGGACCUUGCCACACAGCCAGAGGACCUUGCCAGUCAGGUCUCUCAGACAAAGCCAAGUCCGAUUCUUCGCGGCCUCGGCGGCAUCUUGGCCGUGGCUGCUGGGGUAUGUCGUGGCCUGAGCCCUGUGCCUUUUGCGAUGUGGCACCGCAACCAUCCCAACACCCAGUCUGCCUGCUUCGUCUUCCCGAUGGCCCUGGGCGUGUGGGCCUCCAGCACUGUAAUCUACCUCGGCUACACCUCGUGCAAGAAGAUGUUGCACCUCCGCUCGCCGGCGAAGCCGAGCAUCCGCCCGGCUUUUCUCUCUGGGUGUCUUUGGGCUGCUGGGUUCGCCUGCUUUGCAAAGUCGCUGGAUGACAUCCGCUAUACUGCCACGUACAUGCUCAGCGUCAUCGGUCCUGUGCUCGUGUCGCAGUUGAUCUCCGUCUUUGUCUUCCAAGAGAUCAAGGAGCGGGGCCAGUUGCGCUGGUUUGCCUGCUCAUGCUUUGUCCAGUUCGCCGGCAUGACUUGCAUCAUCUUGGGUACCUGA